AUGGCCAAAGGAGCGGAGAACUCGAAGAAGGCGGCGGGGAACGCGAAGAAGGCGGAAGUAGCAGCAGGCAAGAAAGCAGCAGAGGACGCAAAGAAGGCGGCAGCAGAAUCAGCAGAGUGGUCGAAGGGUGCUAAGGACAGCAGCAAAGCAGAAGCAGCAGCGGCCAAAAAGGCGGAAGCCGAUCGCAAGAAGGCCGAAAAGGACGCACUAUUGAAAGAGGAAGAGGCAUCACUACCCAGCAAAGGCGGCAAAGGAAAAGCCACCCCCAAGAAAUCCCGCGGCCUCGACCUCUCCGGCCUGGACGGGCCCUCCUCAAAGAAAGAGCUCGCAGCACUCAACGCCACCGGCAUCGACAACGCGCUCGACGCCCUCUCCCUCACAGCCGACAACAAGGACAAGAUCGACCGACACCCCGAGCGAAGAUUCAAGGCCGCGCACGCGCAGUACGAGGAACGGAGAUUGGAAGAGAUGAAGGAUGAGAAGGGUCUGAGGCGGCAGCAGAAGAUCGAUCAGAUUCGGAAGGAGUUUGAGAAGCAUCCUGAUAAUCCUUUCAACCAGGUGGCCGGGUCGUAUAAUAUGAGCAAGGAGGAGAUCAAUGAGUUGAGGGAGAGUGAGAAGGCGAAGAAGGAGAGUUUGUUGAGUGGGAGCUGA
Zasmidium cellare ATCC 36951 is the source of this 651-nucleotide messenger RNA. RefSeq lists its product as uncharacterized. Gene Ontology annotation, biological process: transcription by RNA polymerase II. NCBI's taxonomy places the organism in Eukaryota, Fungi, Ascomycota, Dothideomycetes, Mycosphaerellales, Mycosphaerellaceae. The transcript is spliced from 2 exons. Gene Ontology annotation, cellular component: nucleus. Bases 1 to 651 code for a protein of 216 amino acids. Gene Ontology annotation, molecular function: transcription coactivator activity. The record is from RefSeq and is a predicted model, not a curated record.